AUGGCCACUGAACUUGAGUUACCCCGGCACUUGCGCAGUCCCGGCGAAGAUGGAUAUCGAACGCCAACCAUCGAAGAUGCCGAGCGGGCGCUCUCGGUUCUCGGUGUAGAAGAGAGUUCCAGUGGUGGGGUGCUCGAGGCUCAUUCAUCUGCUCUGGAAGCCGUACUGCAGAGGGCCUCGUCUCGGGCAACCGAGAAUACGAAGCCGGACAAGGAAGCCGGUACAUGCCGAGGACAUAACGGGCUGGGCCUGUUUGGGCUCAAGCGUACGGUGUCUGGCGAGCUGAGCUGGAAAAAGCGUAUUCGACAUGUUACCUGGGCGUAUUUCACGCUGACGAUGGCCACGGGCGGAUUGGCUAAUGUCUUCUAUCAAGUUCCAUUUCGGUUCAGGGGUUUGGAUACGAUUGGAAUCGUCGUUUUUCUGAUAAAUAUUGCUCUAUACCUCAUUAUCUGGGCACUUCUGUUGGUUCGAUUCUAUUACUAUCCUUACACAUUCAAAGCAUCUUUCUUGCAUCCCACGGAAUCACUCUUCGUGCCCGCAUCUAUAGUAUCUUUCGGCACAAUCUUGAUCAACAUAUCGCAAUAUGGGCCUGAAAAUACCGGCCCGUGGCUGAUGCGGGCAGUCUGCAUUCUAUUCUGGAUCGAUGCCGCUCUCGCUGUGAUGUUCUCGGCGGGCAUCUACCUUCUUCUGUGGUCAACGCAGACAUUCACUAUUGCGCAGAUGACUCCAAUCUGGAUCUUCCCUGCGUAUCCGAUGCUCAUUAUUGGUCCCUAUGCUGGUAUUCUCAGUGCAAAACUAGAACCGUCACAGUCCCUGCCCGUUAUCAUUGGCGGCAUGACUAUCCAGGGAGUUGGAUUCUUGGUUUCGUUGAUGGUAUACUCGGCGUUCAUCUACAGGUUGAUGACGCAGAAACUGCCGAAGGAAAAUCUCCGUCCCGGUAUGUUCGUCUCAGUUGGACCUAGCGGCUUCACGGUCGCGGGGUUGGUGAACAUGGCUGCCGGAGCGAAGAGGUCAUUUCCGGCGGAUUUCAUGGGCAAUGGGCCGCUGGCUGCCGAGGUGUUGAACAUUGUCGCUGAUUUUUCGUGUCUUUGGCUAUGGGGGUUGGCAAUCUUCUUCUUUAUUAUCGCGAGUGCUGCCCACUGGUCGGCGAUUGGACAUGGGCGCAUGGACUUCUCGAUGACCUGGUUUUCGUUCAUUUUUCCUAACACUGCCUUGAUCACUGCUACUUUCGCUAUUGGUAAGGCGUUCUCUUGUAAGCCUAUUAAUAUUGUUGGGUGUGCGGCGAUUUUGCCACUGCUGUUGAUGUACUUUUUUGUGUGCUAUAUGAUGGUUCGGGCCAUUCUGAUUCGGCAGAUCUUGUGGCCUCAGAAGGGUGAGGACAGAGACGAGGGUGGAUUUGAGAUAAUUCGGGUAAAACCCACUGGGGCCGGGGCUCGCAACAGUCCUAGCCCUGUAUAG
This is a messenger RNA of Penicillium paradoxum, 1458 nucleotides long. RefSeq names its product tellurite-resistance/dicarboxylate transporter family protein. The transcript has 3 exons. Gene Ontology annotation, molecular function: malate transmembrane transporter activity. Gene Ontology annotation, cellular component: membrane. Gene Ontology annotation, biological process: malate transmembrane transport. The record is from RefSeq and is a predicted model, not a curated record. Bases 1 to 1458 code for a protein of 485 amino acids. Lineage: Eukaryota; Fungi; Ascomycota; Eurotiomycetes; Eurotiales; Aspergillaceae.